AUGGCAUUUAUGUCAGCUAGAAAAUGCAUUGGUCUGGAUGAUUGUUUGUUAAAGGGGGUUUGCAGGGGUCAAUUACUUAUUGCAGUGGCUAAAGAUGACAAUAAUCAAAGGCUUCCACUUGCUUGGGCUGUAGUUGAAAAUGAGAACACAAUCACUUGGAGUUGGUUUAUUUCUCUGUUGAAAGAAGACUUGAGAUUAGGAGAUGGAACAAGUUUCACAAUUAUGUCAGACAUGCAAAAGGGACUGGAUAUAGCUAUAAAGGAGUUGUUGCCAGCUUGUGAGGAAAGAUGGUGUGCUAGGCAUAUACUAGCAAAUUGGUCAAAGAAUUGGAGAGGGCUGCAAAGGAAGAAGCAGUUCUGGAAGUGUGCUAGAAGUACUUUUGAAGUUAAAUUCAGAGAAAAUCUGCACGAGUUGUCUAAAUUAGGUAAUGGAGGUACAGGUAUAGUGGAUAACCUAAUUUACUAUGAUAAACAAUAUUGGUGUAAGGUGUAUUUAAAUUGUGAAGUCAAGUCUGAUGCAAGUCUGGUGUAA
This is a messenger RNA of Solanum pennellii, 531 nucleotides long. RefSeq lists its product as uncharacterized. The transcript is spliced from 2 exons. The record is from RefSeq and is a predicted model, not a curated record. NCBI's taxonomy places the organism in Eukaryota, Viridiplantae, Streptophyta, Magnoliopsida, Solanales, Solanaceae. Bases 1 to 531 code for a protein of 176 amino acids.